AUGGCCUCCCCGCGCCUCGGGACCUUCUGCUGUCCCACGCGGGACGCCGCCACCCAGCUCAUGAUGAGCUUCCAGCCGCGGGCGUUCCACGCGCUGUGCCUGGGCAGCGGCGCGCUCCGCCUGGCGCUCGGCCUCCUGCAGCUGCUGCCCGGGCGCAGGCCCGCGGGCCCCGGGGCGCCCUCGACAUCCCCGCCGGUGUCUACCCGCGCCCCGGCAUCCACCCGAAUCCUACGCGCCGUCGCCGCCUGCGACGUGCUCGGCUGCCUGGGUAUCGUCUUCAGGUCGGCGGUGUGGUUAGGAUUCCCUGCUUUCGUGGAAAACAUCUCUGCCGUGAACGCGACAGACAUUUGGCCUGCCGCCUUCUGCGUGGGGAGCGCGGUGUGGAUCCAGCUGCUGUACAGCGUCUGCUUCUGGUGGCUGUUCUGCUACGCGGUGGACGCCUACCUGGUGAUCCAGAGGUCGUCGGGACUGAGCAUCAUCCUGCUGUACCACAUCAUCGCCUGGGGCCUGGCCGCCCUGCUCUGCGCCGAGGGGCUGCUCAUGCUGUACUACCCCUCCCUGUCCAGGUGUGAGCGGGACCUGGAGCACGCCGUCCCGCACUACAUCACCACGUACCUGCCUCUGCUGCUCGUCCUCGUGGCCAACCCCGUCCUGUUCCGGAAGACAGUGACCGCAGUGGCUUCCCUGCUGAAAGGGAGACAAGGCAUCUACACGGAGAAGGAGAGACGGAUGGGAGCCAUGAUCAAGACCCGCUUCUUCAAAAUCAUGCUGGUCUUCGUGAUCUGUUGGUUGUCCAACAUCAUCAACGAGUCCCUUCUAUUCUAUCUUGAGAUGCAGCCGGAUAGCACCGAAGGGGCUUUGAAAUAUGUCAGAAAUGCGGCCAAGACCACGUGGUUCAUUAUGGGCAUCCUGAACCCAGCCCAAGGCUUUCUCUUGUCCCUGGCCUUCUACGGCUGGACAGGCUGCAGCCUGGACUUCCAGUCGUCCCGGAAGGAGAUCCAGUGGGAAUCCAUGACCAGCUCUGCCGCCGAGCGGGCCGGCCCGGCCCACGAGGGCUCCUGCGCGCCCCCCGACGGCCCCGCGGCCAGGAAGGGGGUGCGCGCGGGCGGGCACACCUCUGACGAGGCCCUGAGCAUGCUGUCUGAAGGUUCCAACACCAGCACCGUCGAGAUCCACAUCGCGAGUGGGCCCCGCGCCGUGAGUGAGGCCGACGGUGUUCCCAGGGUCCAGGGAGACCUGUGAGGGGCAUGGCAGGGUCCCCAGCCCACAUCCUCCACGCUGUGCUCCUCGUCCUUCAGACCCGUGUUCGCCCCACCCCCCUCUCUGUGGAGACAGUGUGCACUUGGGGACAGAAGAUGUCCUUCUAGACCAGCGAUUUUCAACCAGUGCACCACCAGAAUUUUUAAAACAUGCAACAUCAGACUAGUCAAAUAGAAAAACUAGAUUGUCAAAUAAAAAAAAGUGACAACAGUCAUACAGCCAUAGUUGUCUGGUGUGAAUGGAUCAAAGUUAUACCUAUUCUUUUGCUCAGACUGGCAAACAUAUUUUUUGGUGUGAAGAAUUUCAGUAAUUAGUUUGUGGGUGCCAUGAGAUGGAAAUCACUGUUCUAGACCCCCACUAUUAGGCAGCUU
Molecule: messenger RNA, 1631 nt
Organism: Molossus molossus (Pallas's mastiff bat)
Lineage: Eukaryota; Metazoa; Chordata; Mammalia; Chiroptera; Molossidae
Gene: GPR143
Product: G protein-coupled receptor 143
Exons: 9
Coding region: 1-1242 (413 amino acids)
Biological process (GO): melanosome organization; regulation of calcium-mediated signaling; G protein-coupled receptor signaling pathway
Cellular component (GO): melanosome membrane; plasma membrane
Molecular function (GO): L-DOPA binding; L-DOPA receptor activity; dopamine binding
Source: RefSeq, a predicted model, not a curated record